AUGGUAUUUUUGCACCUGGAUUUGGCAGAUAUGCUUGCCGUGUCGUUUUACAUAGUCUUUCCUGCUAACAGUGAGGUCUUACACGUGUGUCCCCAGCUGAAAUACGUUAUUUCUGAAAUUACGAGACCGAAUGCCGACGGAGACGGGACAGCGUAUGCCGUCGCCCUAUGUCUCGUCGAGCCGUGGCUGUCAACAUCGACCAUCAGUUUUAGUGGGAACGAGUUUCCACGAACGCAUCAUGUCAUGUCGUGUCGCAUAACCCCGCAGGUGUCGUCGUCGUUCAACGCAACGGCUCUUUUCACCUCAGAGCCGGCGGAUGGUCUGCCAAAUCUGGACUGGUUUUUUCGUCUGGAAAUUCGACUCCCCACCGCACCAACUUCUCCCAUGAACCAACUGUUGUUUUCGUCACUGUUUUCGCUGCCACUGUGCGCGCUUCUACAUGCGGUAUUCGAGUUUAAGGCUAUUCUUUCUAGUCGUUUCUCUGUUGAUGUAAGCAAAGACCGUAUCAAGUUCAUUCGGGAACCGGAGGACGUCAUCGUCGUCAAUGGUUCGUCGGCCAGUUUGGCCUGUCUGGCCGUCAACGAACUUGGCCGGUUCCUGAAAGAGCAAUGGUUACAUAACGGCCGGCUUUUUUCACGUCAGGAACGCCAGCCCGGCCACUUGGUACUGAAAUCUGUAAAUGAGUUGCAUGAAGGAAAGUACCAAUGUCUUGUGCUGUCCGAGAACUACGGGGUUGUACUCAGCAGGCCGGCGAACGUAACCAUAGCC
This is a messenger RNA of Soboliphyme baturini, 768 nucleotides long. NCBI's taxonomy places the organism in Eukaryota, Metazoa, Nematoda, Enoplea, Dioctophymatida, Soboliphymatidae. The record is from the annotation of a GenBank genome assembly.